UUAAAAUUAUAUAUGUAGAUGUACGUAUAUAUUUUAUGCUAAAAAUUGUUCUAAAAUUUUUUGUAUUUAAAUAUAAAAUUAAUAUAUUGAAAAGGAAAAUAACAAAUAAAAAAUAUUUCGCGAAUACCUUUAGAAAUGUGUAAAUGCUUAAAUUUUAUAUAAUUAAAAAAUUAAAUACAAAAUUCCUGUUUUAAUAAUUUAAUUUUAUUAAUUAAAAUGUAAGCAUGCUGUUGUAAAGGAUAUUUUCUAUUAGCUUUAAAAUCACACAGAUCCAUAAUGACCGACGAUGAUCAUUUGUAUUUAAAUGGACUAACAACGGCUUGGAUCGAUGAUGGUUUCAUGAAUUUAACAAUUACAUCGAAUUUUUCAAAAUUAGAUAAUUAUUAUGAAAAUAAUGUUACAACACAUGUGAACAGUAUUAUUAGCAUAAGUAAUAGUGAUAAUAUAAUAAAUGUUAGUAGUUUAAGUAAUAUUAGUAAUAAUAUUAUUGAAUUUCCAUCACCAACAAUAAUCGAUUCAAAGGGUCUAGUCGUUAAUAUAUUUAUGACAAUUAUUUAUUCUACAAUAUUAUUAAGUGGUAUUAUUGGUAAUAUUAUAACAUGUAUUGUUAUAAAAAGGCAUCGAUCUAUGCAUACAGCAACAAAUUAUUAUUUAUUUAGUUUAGCAAUAUCAGAUUUUUUAUUAUUAAUUAGUGGUGCACCACAUGAUUUAUAUUAUGUAUGGUUUAAAGAUCCAUAUGAAUUUGGUGAAGUAUUUUGUGUGACAAGAGGUCUAUUAGCUGAAACAGCAGCAAAUGCAACAGUAUUAACAAUAACUGCAUUUACAGUUGAAAGAUAUGUUGCAAUAUGUCAUCCAUUUUUAUCACAUUCAUUAAGUAAAUUAAAUCGUGUUACAAAAGUUAUUUUAUUAAUAUGGUUAACAUCAUUAUUAACGGCAGCACCAUUAGCAUUACAAUUUGGUGUUAUUAUUGUAUAUGGUGUUGAAAUGUGUGUUAUUAAACGAAUAUGGAUUGAACAUGCAUUUGCAAUUUCGACAAUAUUAUUCUUUUUUUUUCCAAUGUCAAUUAUUUUUGUACUUUAUUUAUUAAUUGGAUUAAAAUUACAUCAAACAAAUUUAAAAAGAACUAGAAAUGGGCAUAUAUUAUGUCGAGUAAAUACAAAUAUGACCAUUAAAAUACAAAAUCAACAGGGUAGAAAACGUGUUAUAAAAAUGCUGGUUGCUGUUGUUAUAGCAUUCUUUCUCUGUUGGGCUCCGUUUCAUGCUCAACGUUUGUUUACUAUGUACGUAGAGGUUUCUGGUUUACAAACAAAUUUUUUUAUUCAUAUAUAUGAGAUAAUCACAUAUAUAUCAGGUGUGAUGUAUUAUUUAUCAACGUGCAUUAAUCCUUUCUUAUACAAUAUUAUGAGUCAUAAAUUUCGUGAAGCUUUUAGAACAGUUUUAUUUAGACAACGUUCGAAUAGUUCUUCGCAUCCUGGUAGACAACCCUCAACUCCUAAUAGAAAAACAACUUUAUAUAGUAAAAAUAGCAGUGAUUUUGAUUAUAAUGGUGAAAAUAAAAUGAUUUUACAGGCAGUGCUGAAAGAUGAGACAGUAACAAAUAAACUUUUAUUCGAAAGUUCAUCAGUUCAAUGACAUUCAACUUCAUAUAAAAGGAUUAAUUUUAGCAGCGUUUAGGUUUUUUGCUGUUUUGUUUAUGAAUUGUACGUAGAGAAUGAUAACCUCCUUAAUAAUCAUAUUUUUUGGUUUUGUUUUAAAUUCAUUUAACAUGAUUUCAAUACAGAAGAAGUAUGUUGAAACACGCUUAUAUGUGAUAUGAUAUCAACUUAGAAAAGGAUUUGUUUUCUAUUCCAGCAUACCCAUAUACAUAAGACAAAAUUAUAAGAAAAAUAAAAAAAAAAAUAAAUUACAAAAUAACAAAUAAAAAUUGUAAAACAAAAGAAA
Molecule: messenger RNA, 1941 nt
Organism: Condylostylus longicornis
Lineage: Eukaryota; Metazoa; Arthropoda; Insecta; Diptera; Dolichopodidae
Product: pyrokinin-1 receptor-like
Exons: 5
Coding region: 277-1632 (451 amino acids)
Biological process (GO): neuropeptide signaling pathway
Cellular component (GO): plasma membrane
Molecular function (GO): neuromedin U receptor activity
Source: RefSeq, a predicted model, not a curated record